Argentina anserina (silverweed cinquefoil) is the source of this 776-nucleotide messenger RNA. RefSeq names its product transcription factor PAR1. Bases 64 to 483 code for a protein of 139 amino acids. Gene Ontology annotation, biological process: regulation of DNA-templated transcription. The record is from RefSeq and is a predicted model, not a curated record. The transcript has a single exon. NCBI's taxonomy places the organism in Eukaryota, Viridiplantae, Streptophyta, Magnoliopsida, Rosales, Rosaceae.
UUAACCCCUAGCUUCCUCCUCCUCCUUCUUCUCCUUCAAUUCUGUUUUCCAGAUUACACAUCCAUGGAGAUCGAGAAUGAAUCCCAGACCCAGAUACCCAAACCCGCAUUGAAGAGAAAGCAAAGAAAAACCCACAUGGACAGCAAUGCAGUGCAUGAAUCCCACACAGCAAAAGCAAGCAGCAACAGCAGAAGAGUCAAAGCAAGAAGACAGAGUGAGUGCAUGAAGACCAGCACUACUUCUCAAGAUGUAAAGAGUUGUGGCCUUGAGGAGGAAGCUGGUGCUGAUGAUAGGGAGGAGGUAGAGAGGAAGAUAGAGGCAUUGCAGAGGAUUGUGCCAGGAGGUGAGUCACUUGGUGUGGACAAGCUAUUUGAAGAGACUGCUGGGUACAUUAUGACCUUGCAGGUUCAGCUCAAAGCCAUGAAAGCCCUUGCAAGCUUUUUUGAGGGGUUGGAGAAGGAGAAGAAGAAGUUUGGAGCUUGACUGAUGAGGGGAAGGUGGGAGGUUCUUGAUUGGUUUCAAAAGAGACCAAAGAAUCAAUUUUCUUCUUCUUUCAGUUUUUAAUUUUUCUUUGUUGGGUAAGUAGUGGGGGUUAAAUGGUUCUUCUUCUCUUUCUCCUUCUCCUCUCAUAAUGUUAAUUUUUUUUUCUUCUUUUGAUAUUUGUAAUGAGCUAAUGAAUAGGAAAUUAAAGAUCAUGGUUCUCUAGCUAGUACUAAAGAUAUUAAAUUAUUAAUGUAAUCACUACCCUUUGAUUUUAUGGUGUAGGGAUUUAAGAC